Gamsiella multidivaricata is the source of this 429-nucleotide messenger RNA. RefSeq lists its product as uncharacterized. Gene Ontology annotation, cellular component: membrane. The coding region runs from base 1 to 429 and encodes 142 amino acids. The record is from RefSeq and is a predicted model, not a curated record. The transcript is spliced from 2 exons. NCBI's taxonomy places the organism in Eukaryota, Fungi, Mortierellomycota, Mortierellomycetes, Mortierellales, Mortierellaceae.
AUGCCGCUCUCUGGUAUCUCUGCUUCUGCAGACCGCACACUUAGCCAGGACCAUUGUCCUUACGCACAGCUCCAUGGUUCCUGUUGUUGUCUGAGCCAAUUCGAACGCGCAGCAGCCCAAGCAGGAAAUGGUCGCUAUCGCACCGGUCAUCCCGCGGCGCAAGAACUGUCCGCGAGUCCCAACAUUGCAAUUAUUGAGUCCCAGUUGAUCUGGUUCAUGUCUGGGUUCGAUACUGCAGUAGCGACAUCCGCAAUUACCACCGUCCCCAUUGCAGCCAAUGUCGCAGCCAAGUUCGUGAUCGCGUACCAGUUCACCUUCCACUCGUUCAAUGGAACCCACCACUUGAUAUGGGAUACUGCCAACGGAACGUCGCUCCAGGAUGUCCUGAGACCUAGCACCGUGCCUGUGACUAUCCUUGCAGCUGUGUAG